This is a messenger RNA of Dryobates pubescens (Downy woodpecker), 5728 nucleotides long. It is a transcript of the gene CUL5, whose product is annotated as cullin 5. Lineage: Eukaryota; Metazoa; Chordata; Aves; Piciformes; Picidae. The record is from RefSeq and is a predicted model, not a curated record. Bases 340 to 2682 code for a protein of 780 amino acids. Gene Ontology annotation, biological process: protein ubiquitination; SCF-dependent proteasomal ubiquitin-dependent protein catabolic process. Gene Ontology annotation, cellular component: Cul5-RING ubiquitin ligase complex; SCF ubiquitin ligase complex. The transcript has 19 exons. Gene Ontology annotation, molecular function: ubiquitin protein ligase binding.
GCCGGCUCCUCAGCGCCGCAUCAUGUGGGCCGGCCCCUUCCAUGGAGCCGGGGCUGCUGCCGAGCGCCUCCUGGGCGGACGCCGCCAUGAGGCUCUGAGGGGCGGCUGCGUGCGGAGGACCCAGCCGGUCGCGCGGCGGAGCACCCCGAGCCUGACAGUGGCCUCUCCCCCAGGCAGGGGAGCCCAGCGCUGCAGCCACUGCUACUGCCGCCGCCGCGGGUCCGGCCGGGCGGGCGGGAGGCCCGGGGCCAUGUAAAGCGGCAGCGGCCGCGGGGAGCCGAGCCGAGCUCGGGGAGAAGAGCUGCUACCGCCGGCCGGGGAGGCCCCGCGGGGGGGAUCAUGGCGACGUCUAAUCUCUUAAAGAAUAAAGGUUCACUUCAGUUUGAAGACAAAUGGGAUUUCAUGCGCCCUAUUGUGCUGAAACUUCUUCGUCAGGAGUCUGUCACAAAGCAGCAAUGGUUUGAUCUGUUUUCAGAUGUGCAUGCAGUUUGCUUGUGGGAUGAUAAAGGUCCAGCAAAAAUCCACCAGGCUCUGAAGGAAGACAUCCUUGAUUUUAUUAAACAAGCACAAGCAAGAGUGCUGAGUCAUCAAGAUGAUACAGCUUUACUAAAAGCAUAUAUAGUGGAGUGGCGCAAGUUCUUCACACAGUGUGAUAUUUUGCCCAAACCAUUUUGUCAGUUAGAGAUUACCUUAAUGGGCAAGCAGGGCAGCAACAAGAAGUCUAACGUAGAAGACAGUAUUGUUCGAAAGCUCAUGCUAGAUACGUGGAAUGAAUCCAUAUUUUCAAAUAUUAAAAAUAGACUUCAGGACAGUGCAAUGAAGCUAGUUCAUGCUGAAAGACUAGGAGAAGCUUUCGACUCUCAGCUUGUUAUUGGAGUUCGAGAAUCAUAUGUGAACCUUUGUUCUAAUCCUGAAGAUAAACUUCAGAUAUAUCGGGAUAACUUUGAAAAGGCCUACUUGGAUUCAACAGAGAGGUUUUAUAGAACACAGGCUCCUUCUUAUUUACAGCAAAAUGGUGUACAGAAUUAUAUGAAAUAUGCAGAUGCUAAACUAAAAGAAGAGGAGAAAAGAGCACUACGGUAUUUAGAAACAAGACGUGAAUGUAACUCAGUGGAAGCACUGAUGGAGUGCUGUGUCAAUGCCCUGGUGACAUCUUUUAAAGAGACUAUUUUAGCUGAAUGCCAAGGCAUGAUCAAACGAAAUGAAACAGAAAAGUUGCAUUUAAUGUUCUCACUGAUGGAUAAAGUUCCGAAUGGCAUAGAGCCUAUGCUAAAGGACUUGGAAGAGCAUAUUGUUAGUGCUGGACUUGCAGAUAUGGUAGCAGCUGCUGAAACUAUUACUACUGAUUCUGAAAAAUAUGUAGAGCAAUUGCUGACGCUAUUUAAUCGAUUUAGUAAGUUGGUUAAAGAAGCUUUUCAAGAUGAUCCAAGAUUUCUUACUGCAAGAGAUAAGGCGUACAAAGCAGUUGUGAAUGACGCUACGAUAUUUAAACUUGAAUUGCCAUUGAAGCAAAAGGGCGUUGGACUGAAAACACAGCCAGAGUCCAAAUGCCCGGAGCUUCUUGCUAAUUACUGUGACAUGUUGCUAAGAAAAACACCACUAAGCAAAAAACUAACCUCUGAAGAAAUUGAAGCAAAGCUUAAAGAAGUGCUUUUGGUACUUAAAUAUGUACAGAAUAAAGACGUUUUCAUGCGGUAUCACAAAGCUCACUUAACAAGACGCCUGAUACUAGAUAUAUCAGCUGAUAGUGAAAUUGAGGAAAAUAUGGUGGAAUGGCUCAGAGAAGUGGGAAUGCCAGCAGACUAUGUGAACAAGCUGGCUAGAAUGUUCCAAGAUAUCAAAGUGUCUGAAGACUUGAACCAGGCCUUCAAAGAAAUGCACAAGAAUAAUAAACUUGCUUUACCAGCUGACUCUGUGAAUAUUAAAAUAUUAAAUGCUGGUGCCUGGUCCCGAAGUUCUGAGAAGGUGUUUGUCUCCCUGCCCACUGAAUUAGAAGAUCUCAUCCCAGAAGUUGAAGAAUUCUAUAAAAAGAAUCACAGUGGUAGAAAACUGCACUGGCACCACCUCAUGUCCAAUGGAAUUAUAACAUUUAAGAAUGAGGUUGGCCAGUACGACUUGGAGGUAACAACAUUUCAGCUAGCUGUGCUUUUUGCAUGGAACCAAAGACCCAGAGAGAAGAUCAGCUUUGAAAAUCUUAAACUGGCAACUGAACUCCCUGAUGCAGAACUUAGGAGGACUUUAUGGUCUCUUGUAGCAUUUCCAAAGCUGAAACGUCAGGUUUUAUUGUAUGAACCUCAAGUCAAUUCACCCAAAGACUUUACAGAAGGAACCCUCUUCUCCGUGAACCAGGAGUUCAGUUUAAUAAAAAAUGCUAAAGUUCAGAAAAGGGGCAAGAUUAAUUUGAUUGGUCGAUUGCAACUUACUACAGAGAGAAUGCGGGAAGAAGAAAAUGAAGGAAUAGUCCAGCUAAGAAUAUUACGAACACAGGAGGCUAUCAUCCAAAUAAUGAAAAUGCGGAAGAAAAUUACUAAUGCCCAGCUGCAGACUGAACUGGUAGAAAUAUUAAAAAACAUGUUCUUGCCACAAAAGAAAAUGAUAAAAGAGCAAAUUGAGUGGCUUAUAGAGCACAAAUAUAUCAGAAGAGAUGAGUCGGAUAUCAACACCUUCAUAUACAUGGCAUAAUUGGCGGACUCUGCAGGAUGCUGAGAACGUGAAUGGAGGGGUGCUUGGACAGACAGCUGCAACAGUUUGUGCUGCAGGAGGACUUGUUUUGACUUUUCGUUACGUAUUAAAAAUCCCUGCCUUACCUUACAGAGGUCUAUAUUUUGCCAAUCUCAUUCAGCUAGCAUGAUGGCAUUCCCUUCAUGUUGCACACUUUUAACAGCAUGCUGUUUUGUGGGAAACUUGCAUUCAUGAAGAGCCCAUUGUGAACUUUUUAAAGUAGAUUUGAUUUAUACCCACCAGGAAGAACACAGGUUUGGGUUUUUAGAUGACCAGUACUUGCACAAGGAAAAAAAAAAAAAUACUCAAAUAUUCAUGCACUGAGGAACUGCUAUUAGUUUUGUUUGGGGUUGGUUUGUUUGGGAUGUUGUUUUGGGGGUUUUUUGGUUUGGGUUGGGGUUUUUUUUUGUGUUUGGGGUUCUUCUGUUGGUUUGGUUUUUUGGUUGGGUUGGGAUUAUUUUGGUUUCUUGUUUGUUUUUGUUCCUUUUUUUUUUUUUAAUGCAAUUAGGACUAGAAGUAGCACUUUCACUUUUGUGUUUUGGAUCAACAGAGUAAUGUACUGUCCUUUGAUCCUUUUUGUGUAAUAACCAUUGAGAGACACAAACACACGCAUCACAACUGAUAAGUAUUUGUUACUGUUGAAACCUGUUGGCUAGAGCAGUGCUUCAGUCUAGUAACUGGAUUUUAGUUAUGGACACGUAAGUAACAUACAAAUAAUUCCAAGUCAUGGGUGAUAUUUUUCCUUAAGCAAGGGAUCAUUGUUUUUAAAUUGUUUGCUGUAAACAAGUGGAUCUACAUUCAUUGUUACCUUAUUUGAAUGGAUGAUUUGCUACAAUCCUUUUUGAGAGGGUAGAGCUAUCUUUAAUUACACUUCACUCUAAAACCAGUUUUCAUGGGUGGGUCUGUUAUACUAAACAGAAAUAUUAAGUGUAUUUUCAUGUACAUUUAAUAUUUGUAUUCCAGAUAUUUAAGUCUGACUACGUACAUCUGAAUGCAUUAAAGAGUAUGUAAUGUACAGCUGCCCCCGAAGGAAAAUAACACUUGAAGAUCCUUGUACUAAUUUCUCACUGGUAACUUUAUAUAUGCAUACAAGGUUAAUGCAAUUGAACUGGUUUGUUUAGAAUUCAGCAUCUUUGUAUGAAAAACAAGCCCUCUGUUUUUUAUUUUGAAACUGGCAGGGUAAUACAGUUUUAACAGAAAUGGUAAAAAGCUAAGGAAAAAUACCUUGUUUAGUAAAUGCAGAGAGAGUGCCAAAUACACAUCAGGAAUUUUAGCUUUUUAAUUAUACCUCUUCUAUUUUCAAUCAUCUGAAGUAGUUGUUUGGCACUGCCUGCCUCUCUGCUACUCUGAAAUGUCCCAGAAUGUACUGGACUGAUAAUGUGAAUCACAAGCAGAGUGCCUGUCUUGGGACAAAAGGUAAGUUGAGCUUUAUGCAGUUCUGUGUGGAUAUUACUCUAUAAAUCACAGGUGUGCACAGUUUUUUAAUUAACCAGUUCAAGUUCAGCAUCUAAGAGUCUCAUCAUCUGUGAUGAUUGAAAGAUGGAAGAGGAGGCUUUAGUGAAAAAGGAAAACCUUCAAGUAAGUAAGAAGAGUUUUGCUUUCACAUGGUUGCAGUAGAGUGUACAGUAGGAGUGGUUUACAAGCAAACUCUUACGAGAAUGGCUGUUUGCACCCUUCAGCAGGCUGCAUGCUCUACACUCAUGUAAAUGCCAAUGUGACUGCCUGAGGACAGUGUGUACAUGGGCAUCUGUUUAAGAGAAUUUUGGUAGUGAGGGUUUUGUACCAAGAGAUGGAGAGAAAUCAAGACCUGGCCAAUUGCCAUUGAUUGAAGUCUCACAGCUUAUGUUACGUGCUUUUAUUGAUACUCAAAAGUAGAUGCUGUUUAAAAAAUAUUGCAUCUUUUCUGUUGGCCCUGUGAUGUUGCAAUUCAGAAUCAAAAGCAAGUGGUGCUCUGUGUAGGUAACUGGUAAAACUAUUUCAACAUCAGAAAACAAAAAUCUAAUAAAAAACUUUGUGCUGCAAGACUUUCAGUCUUUGUAACUUAAAAGUAAUAAAUGCUCGCUUGGGAUAACUGGGGGGAAAAUGGCAGUCUGAGCACACCUUUAAACAUAAAAACUUUGAGCCCAUACCAGAGAAGAGCAGGUAUGAAACUGUCACACAGAAACAGCUGCAAAGGGGGUAAUGCAGGUUUUGAAGCCAUUUGUUUAGACUUCAGAGAGGAGUGUAAGAGACUGCAUCUCAGUUACAGCUGUCAGCAAGCAGGAGUGUAUGCAGAAAGCAACAGGUUGCUAAAAGCUAAGGAGCUACAUGUUCCCUCAACCAGUAAACAUCAAAUAAUACAAUCUAAAUGUUAUCUAUGUAUUUCUGAACACUUGGGAUGCAGAAAUAGAAUGGGUAAUGUGCCUAUGACAUGGUCAUUUUUCUUUAAAUAUAUACUGGAAAUGGAUGUUGGGUUUUUUAUUAAAUCUGAGACUCACACCAGCAAAUUUGUUACAGAUGCAGAAUCAAUUUAGCAUCCUUCAUCAGGUUACUUUCACCAAUAUGCACUUAAAACUAGGAUCACCUGGGGCACAGGGAGAUACCUGGGGUAAACUGUUAUUUUGGGGAGGGUAGAGUUCAGAUCUGAAUGGAAAUGAACUAUUCUUCACUUGCAAUAUGGCAACAACGCACUUUUAAGGCUGCAGUUUUUAGCUAUGAAUAUGUAUGUCCAAAGACCUAGCUUAAAAGAGGUGCUGCAUCUGAAAAACACGUUGCCACACACACUGCCACGGUGAACAGCUAUGGAAUGAAACCUGGUGCAGAAUGGGGGGCGGGGGGCAGUCACUCUUAGUGGGUUUGAUUAAGAAAUGCUGUUAAAUCUUUCUCUGUCCCAACAACUUGACGACGAUCUCGGUUUCAAUUCUGAAGUCUUCCAUUUUCCUCUUUCCACAGUUGGUGUCCCUAGCUUCUAUUUUCAGUCAUCUCUCUUUCAUUUAUGACUGUAAUGCAAAGACAUUUCCAAACAAAA